AGCUGUGUGAUCGUGCGUCGGGCUCGCGGUGACAGUGUUUCAGAGGAAGUGGAACCGGACCGAAAUGACCGACGUGUCGCUGUGUUGACACCGCCGUCUCACACGGAAAGCAGCCUUUUACCGUCGGAGCCAUGGAGAUGAGCCGAGGCAACACCACCAUACCUGCAUGUAUCCCAUCAGCCCCCUCAGCGUGACCUGACAUAAGCUGUGGUGGUGGGUACCGGAGGUCCAACCAUGGCGCCUGUCCCCCCUGGGAUCCGCCUCUUGGUGUCCUUCGACAGGGACCAGUGGUACAGAGCUCUCACCUUCAUCCUCACCUUCCUGCUCUACACCAGUUUUCACCUGUCCAGGAAACCCAUCAGCAUCGUCAAGAGUGAGCUCCAUAAGAACUGUUCGUCUGUGGGUGAGGUGUCCACAGCGUCCAGCGGUCAGCAGCCCUCCAUCCCCUCUCUGCACUCAGACAUGGACUGCAGCUGGAAGCCUUUUGAUAAAAGUAACUACAAACAGCUGCUGGGAGCCAUGGACUACUCCUUCCUGUGUGCGUAUGCAGUGGGGAUGUACCUCAGUGGUAUCAUCGGCGAGCGUCUGCCCAUCCGUCUGUACCUGACAGUGGGCAUGUUGACCAGUGGCCUGUUCACGUGUCUAUUUGGACUCGGAUACGUCUACAACGUCCACAGUCUGGGUUUCUACGUGUUCGUACAGGUGGCAAAUGGUUUGGUCCAAACCACCGGCUGGCCCAGUGUAGUGACCUGCAUUGGAAACUGGUUCGGAAAAGGAAGGCGUGGACUCAUCAUGGGCCUGUGGAACUCCCACACCUCAGUUGGGAACAUUCUGGGUUCGCUGAUCGCCGGGUACUGGGUCUCCUCCAACUGGGGCCUGUCCUUUAUCGUACCUGGCCUCAUCAUCGCUGCCAUGGGCGUGGUCUGCUUCCUCUUCCUCAUUGAGCAUCCAAAUGACCUGAAAAGCAUGUACGCACAAAAUUCAUCUCCAGGAAAAUCUGUGGCGUCAAAGAGCUGGAGUGGAGUGAACGGACACGCAGAGAUGUAUCUGCAGUAUAAGGACGAUAAAAGCCAGGUCUAUUACUAUUAUGAGGACGGUGUCUUGAACAGGAAGAGUUACGACACCGAGCUGCUGUUACCGCGGGACAGCGUUCGCGUCCCGGUGCAGCCGGUUGUGGUGGUUAAGAGCGAAUCGGAGCCGUCGGCCAUCAGCUUCAUGGGCGCCCUGCGGAUACCGGGGGUCAUCGAGUUCUCUCUGUGUUUGCUGUUUGCUAAACUUGUCAGCUACACCUUCUUGUUCUGGCUGCCACUCUACAUCACAAAAGCAGCUCACCUUGACGCCAAGAAGGCUGGAGAUCUGUCGACACUGUUUGACGUGGGAGGGAUCGUAGGAGGGAUCUUAGCAGGAGUGGUCUCAGAUAAACUGGGGAAGAGAGCCACCACCUGUGCAGUCAUGUUACUGCUUGCUGCUCCGACAUUGUACGGCUUCUCCAUGAUCAGCCAGUUUGGUUUGGGACCAACUAUUGGGAUGUUGUUGGUGUGUGGAGGACUUGUCAACGGGCCUUACGCUCUCAUCACCACCGCCGUGUCGGCGGAUUUGGGGACCCAUAAGAGCCUGAAGGGCAACGCCAGGGCCUUAUCUACAGUCACCGCCAUCAUCGACGGGACAGGAUCUGUGGGGGCAGCACUAGGCCCCCUGCUGGCCGGACUGUUGUCUGCAGGAGGAUGGGACCAGGUCUUCUAUAUGCUCAUGACCGCCGACUUCUUCGCUCUGCUGCUGCUGCUUCGGCUGGUGAUGAAGGAACUGACAUCCAAUAAGUCACGGCCCAUCUCAGCUGUAGAGCUGAAGGAGCACUGAGCACUUUGAUGGCACUGCCUUCACACACACUUUAAACCACUGUCUGAGGUCUCCACGGGACUGUGGACCCACCAGAACUGGACCAGAACCGGACCCAUAUGGAACCGUAGUGAAACAUGUUGACACACCAACACACGUGUGUGUGUGUGUGUAUGACUGCAGUGUCGACCGUCAAACCCACCACACACACAUGUUCCUCAGAGAUAAAGCUGAUCGGACUUCAUCUGAACUCAGAAACACUCACCGUCGUUACAGCCUCAUGGUUUUUCUUGGUCUUCUGACCCGUUUCUGACAUUACACAAGUUCAGAAUACAACCUGAAGGUCAAAGGCUUUAGAACACCUUCAUUUUGUCUAAAGGAGAGACCAAGUCUUAUAUCCUUGCAAAAACAAACAGUGAGGAAAAAAAGACCAAUUUUUGUCAAACCCUGACAUUUUCAGUGUGUAGCUGCAGCUCGUAGGACUUUGACAACAGUAACACAACAAAAGAAUAACAGUCCUGACAAAUUCACCAUCAUUUCAACAAACCAAACUAGUAUGGGCCUACAGUCAAAGGGUUAGAACGCUGUCGUCUUUGCUUACUGCUUGUUUCUUACCAUUAUGAGACAGUAUACCAAUACCAUCAGUGCAACAGAAUCCAAAUAAAGACCCAGAGUUUAUAGUAACUUUCUGUUUUAACAGUUUAUAUGACUCAGAGCAGGAGCAUCAUCCUAAAGUAUGAGAUUCCAGUAUGAUAGCGUCUCCUAAAUAAGACCACUGUAUUUUAUUUGUCAGAUAAUCUGCAUUUUACCCUCAACAUAACAACAAAAAAUGUAACUAUAUCACGACUUGAAGCUGUUAAGGUAUUAUCAGUGAGUCAUUUUCCAUGAUGAUAUAAAUCCAAUAACUGUUUAAAUUAGAUAAUUGUAAUAAUCAGAUGUGAUGCGUUUACUGUCACAGUUUAUACUGUUUACAUGAUCAAUAAUUAGACACUGAUCAGAGCAUUAGUGUGGAUGUAAACAGGGUCAUUGUAAUCAGUGUACAUCUGUAGACUUACGUCUGAAAAUACAUUAAUGUAAACAUAUAAAUGGUGGGACCUAAGACAGUGCCCUGAGGGAUUCCAUUCUCAAUUUAAUGAAACAUAGAUUUCUGAUCAAUAAUCUGAUAACUUCACUAAUCAGAUACUGAUCAGAGUAUUAAUGUGGAUAGAAACAGGGUUUUUUUUACUUCUAAAAUGCAUUGGUUUAAGUCCAGUAAAUGACCUGAAAUGGAAACAUUUUUAGACUUGGCUUCCAAUAUUAGAAAAAUAAUCAAACUUUACUGUUUCUGCAGCAUAGUAAAUGGUUCCUUCACACAUCCUGACUUUUUAUUCUUUUAAUUUUUUUAACAUGGUAUUUUUUUGUGAAGUUAGUGUUAGAGCGGACAUUUGGACUGGACUGGAGGGGAUACCGUACCUCCAUCAUAACGGUGAGAAACGUUAUCGGUGUUAAAUAGAAAAGAGAAAAUGAAGGUGUUUGUUAAACCUUUGACCAAAACGGGCGACUGUUCCUCCUGUUCAGAGAUCUGUUCACAAUGUGCAGUUGACGUGAUAAAUAACAUUAAUCUGAAGGUUUUUUGAGAUUCAGGACAACAAGUCAACCAGAGCAAGAGUACAGUAGCAAUAUGUAAUAUGGAGUAAAAGAAAAAUCUGGUAUGGGGUGAGAUCACAGGGUUAAAUGUCCAUAUUUUAAAGGUUAAAAGUAAAAUCCAAACAGAUAAAAACAUGAUCAGAUGGACCUGGAGUCAAAUAGUCAGAAAAACUAUAAGCAUAAAAACAGACAGGGUAAAGUGAUUAUACAAAUACUCACAUCCUGUCUCAUAAUAAUAUUAAUAAUAGAAUAGAUCUUUAUUGUCCUUGUUACAGGAAAAAUAAAAAUCUGUUUGACACCAAACACUUAAAGUGCAAGAAGGCUGUAUAAAAAUAUCGCACAAAAUACUGAGAAAUAUUGGCAAUAUAUAAAAACUACAGUGAUAACAUUUUAAAUAUUCAAAUACUAUUAAAAUACUACUAAUUACUGCUAAAAUACACAAAAAGCUACUACAGCUAACACAUAUGUACAACAUAUAAAGAUAUUUACAGGUGAUAAAAGGAAAUAUAAGGUGCAUGGGUGUGAUUAUUGCACUGAGGUGAUGACUAUUGCAUUUAAAUAAAUAAUAAUAAUGAAUAUUUACGGAGGUGAAGGUGACUUCCACUAAAUUUGUGACCUCAGAUACAGACAACAGCGGGUUUUUCCAUUGCGUCCAUUAAAUUGUGAUGGAUGUUUUAUCUGAACAGGAGGAGGGUCUAUAGUCACAAACAUCAGACACAUGUGAACCUGCCCUUUAAGGACAAACCAACAGUCCAUUCACCAUGGAGACCAUUCCACAUCAGCCUUCUGGAUCUGACUGCAUACAUGGACAAAGACUCAUCCUUUGAAAGGCACCAAACCUCCUUAAUAUUUGGAUUUCGUGCUUUUGCCUUUCUUCCACUGAGCCUGUGUCGGUUUUGUUUUGUUUUUUUUACACAUGAACAAACAAAACUCGAAGCAUUUCCAGCCUUAAUCAUCAACAGAACCUUUGUCUCCUGGUUCUAUGGACUCUGGAGAUCCCUUUGUUUCCGUUAAUGAUCCAUUAUUUAAUUAUGUGUCAUAUGUUUGCACAGUUUCGAAGCAGCUGAACUGAGUUCCACCACUAGAAAUAUUAAAUGGGCAAUUUGUAAAAUUAAAACUCAAAAAUUAACGCCAGUCUUCAACAGAAGGGCACAGUGUUUUAGCACAAACACAUGAUUGUUGUUGCAUUGUAACUCAGCUCAUUUUUAGCUAUUUUUCCAAUUCUUUUCUGCACAUAGUUGAUAACAUAUAAAUAUUCACUAUAUGGGCAAAAGUAUUGGGACACAUUGAAUUCAGGGGUGUAUUUUCUAACAGCGGUCUGGGAU
Molecule: messenger RNA, 4787 nt
Organism: Sphaeramia orbicularis (orbiculate cardinalfish)
Lineage: Eukaryota; Metazoa; Chordata; Actinopteri; Kurtiformes; Apogonidae
Gene: slc37a1
Product: solute carrier family 37 member 1
Exons: 21
Coding region: 235-1857 (540 amino acids)
Biological process (GO): glucose-6-phosphate transport; phosphate ion transmembrane transport
Cellular component (GO): endoplasmic reticulum membrane
Molecular function (GO): glucose 6-phosphate:phosphate antiporter activity
Source: RefSeq, a predicted model, not a curated record